UUUGAGACAGGGUCUUGCUCUGUCACCCAGGCUGGAGUUCAGUGGUGCAAUCACAGUUCACUGCAACAUCCACCUCCCAGGUUCAAGCAAUCCUCCCACCUCAGCCUCUCGGGUAGCUGGGACCAGAGGUGCACACCACCAUGCCCGACUAAUUUUUUCAAAAUUUUUCUAGAGACGAGGUCCUGCUACGUUGCUCAGGCUGGUCUUGAACUCCUGACCUCAACCUAUCAUCCGGCCUUGGCCUCUCAAAGGGCUGGGAUUGCAGGUGUGAGCUACCACGCCCCGCCAACUAUUUUUCUUUAAAUUACUUUUCGGUUGUCACUUCUCUCAAUAAAUAUCAAUAUGUUUAUAAAACCUUUCUUUUAUCUGAAGAGCUGACCUCAACCACUCAGGGUUGAGUCGCUGUGAUAAGGUUUGAGGGUGCCUGAAAUGUCAUCAGAUUCGUCCUUUGGGCUAAGCUGAAACCUAGUGACUUGUCAGGUCAAUAAAUUAAGGUUAUUUCCCAAUAAUACAAACAUUUAACACCGUGAAGUAGGUUUUAGGCAGGAUUCCCUUUUUUCCACUGCAAAGGAGAGGUAAGUUCUUGCUGAGGUGGUCAAAGUCCCACCUGGGGCACUGGGAAGGUGGCGGGACAUUGGAACGUGCAGUAGUUGCGUUCUGGAGUUUACUGAGGCUUUCCAAGUGGGCAUUCCACCCAACAGGUCUUAGGGCGCCCCUCCCUCCGGGCGUGGCAGCCCGGGGCGUGGCUCCUGGCACAGAUCCGGAGCAGUUGUCAUCGGAGUCAAUUUCAGGACUCCAGCUCCAAGCUUUGGGGUUUCCAAAAUUCUGGGGGCUUGUCUCCCUGUCCCCCCCCCCACCCCCACUCAUUUCCCUCCGUCGCUGGCGCUGUCCGGUGCCUUCGGUCGCUCGGGCCGCCCCCCUCCGCGACUUUUUUUUUUCUUUCUCUCGCUGGCUCUUUCAGCAGGUUUCCCUAGGGGGCGGGAGGGGAAUGAUAUUUGGGGGCUCCCCUGCCUUCCUCUCUGAGCCGCGGAAGCGGAGACGCGGGGAGGAAGUCUGGCCGGCUUUGGGCUCCAGCCAGGGGUCCGCGGAGACUGGUCUCCGAAGGCCUUUGACGCCGGGCAUUUCGCGAGCUAAGCGCCCCUCUCAGCCGCGCCAUCCGCGACCCGAGUCCAGGCGCACCGCGCUGCGCCGAGCCCAGGGGCUCCGGGCUCCCCGCUCCCGACUCGACGCCCCCGCGCUCCCCCUAGCGGCCGCCGCGCCGCCUCACUCGGUCUCAGGCUCUUCUGUGGCGCAUCUCACGUGACCGCGCUGCGGGAGAGGGAUGAAACAAGAGGGCGGCUGAAGCCGAUCCUGAGUGGGGCCCCAGCAAUUCGGAAUGAGCCUUCUCCCUCCACCCGCUUCUGCCGACCGGGGCCCUCCCGCGCGGCCUCGCAGGCCUCCCCACCCGCGCCCGUCCCUCCUCCUCCGCUUUCCCUUCUCCCCCGUCCUCGGCUCCGACAUUAGGGGCCGGCGGGGCAGGCUGCCCAAGCAGCCCGCGGUUUCCGCUGCGGAGCACUGCGCCCCGGCCCCACCGCCGCCGCCGCCCAAGUCCGGACACAUCGGGGGGCUCAGCUCGCGGCACCGCGGUAGCAGCAGGGGCAGGUGGGCCGCCGCCUAGGUUGAGGCAGCCUCCAAGACGUGGCUGAGCUCGCCCAGGGGGAGCAGCAGUAGCCAGAGGAAGCCGCCUCUGGUCCCCCAAGCACCCGCACCCGGGUGGAAGGGGCGAGGAGGCGGGGGCGGCGGCGGCGGCCACCUGGCCCGGACCACCGCGGCCCGGAGGGCCGUGAACAAAGUGGUGUACGAUGACCACGGAAACUAGGAGGAAGAGGACGGCGACGUCUAGGAGACCCGGGAGUCUGAGGACAACGAGGAGGAUGAGAUGGAGGAGGACGAGGAUGAUUCCGAUUAUCCGGAGGAGAUGGAAGACGACGCCGCCGCCAGUUACUGCACGGAAAGCAGCUUCAGGAGCCAGAGUACUUACAGCAGCACUCCAGAUGCAAAUAAUACGGCACUCCGAACAGACACUAAAAACAGCUCUCAUCUCAAAGAACCCAGUGCUUGUAUCACAGUAUGAGAAAUUAGAUGCUGGGGAACAACGUUUAAUGAAUGAAGCCUUCCAGCCAGCCAGUAAUCUCUUUGGACCCAUUACCUUGCAUUCUCCAUCAGAUUGGAUCACCUCCCACCCUGAGGCUCCCCAAGACUUCGAACAGUUCUUCAGUGAUCCUUACAGAAAGACACCCUCUCCAAACAAACGCAGCAUUUAUAUACAGUCCAUUGGCUCUCUAGGAAACACCAGAAUUAUCAGUGAAGAAUAUAUUAAAUGGCUCACGGGCUACUGUAAAGCAUAUUUCUAUGGCUUGAGAGUAAAACUCCUAGAACCAGUUCCUGUUUCUGCAACAAGAUGUUCCUUUAGAGUCAAUGAGAACACACACAACCUACAAAUUCAUGCAGGGGACAUCCUGAAGUUCUUGAAAAAGAAGAAACCUGAAGAUGCCUUCUGUGUUGUGGGAAUAACAAUGAUUGAUCUUUACCCAAGAGACUCGUGGAAUUUUGUCUUUGGACAGGCCUCUUUGACAGAUGGUGUGGGGAUAUUCAGCUUUGCUAGGUAUGGCAGUGAUUUUUAUAGCAUGCGCUAUGAAGGCAAAGUGAAGAAGCUCAAGAAAACAUCUUCAAGUGACUAUUCAAUUUUUGACAACUAUUAUAUUCCAGAAAUAACUAGUGUUUUACUACUUCGAUCCUGUAAGACUUUAACCCAUGAGAUCGGACACAUAUUUGGACUGCGACACUGCCAGUGGCUUGCAUGCCUCAUGCAAGGCUCCAACCACUUGGAAGAAGCUGACCGGCGCCCUCUAAACGUUUGCCCUAUCUGUUUGCGCAAGUUGCAGUGUGCUAUUGGCUUCAGCACUGUAGAAAGAUACAAAGCACUGGUGAGGUGGAUUGAUGAUGAAUCUUCUGACACACCUGGAGCAACUCCAGAACACAGUUGCGAGGAUAAUGGGAAUUUACCAAAACCCGUGGAAGCCUUUAAGGAAUGGAAAGAGUGGAUAAUAAAAUGCCUGGCUGUUCUCCAAAAAUAAGGACCUUCAAAUAGGAGUGAUUGAAAUAAAUAACUACUUGCAUGUUAUGCUUUCAUUUGGGUGGAAUACUUCAUUGGAAUAAACUACUGAUCUUGUGCUGUGUCAAAGUAACAGACUAGAACCUUCUUUCAAGUACCUGAAUUGAAAUGAAACUCAUUUUGAAUAAUAAAAACUCUAGAAACUCUU
Messenger RNA from Gorilla gorilla gorilla (western lowland gorilla), 3302 nucleotides. RefSeq names its product archaelysin family metallopeptidase 2 (gene AMZ2). Gene Ontology annotation, biological process: proteolysis. The record is from RefSeq and is a predicted model, not a curated record. NCBI's taxonomy places the organism in Eukaryota, Metazoa, Chordata, Mammalia, Primates, Hominidae. Gene Ontology annotation, molecular function: metallopeptidase activity. The transcript is spliced from 7 exons. The coding region runs from base 1842 to 3116 and encodes 424 amino acids.